AUGAAGAAUAUCGAGCUUUCCUUUGUUGGCCAUGUCGCUUCGCAGAGGGCUUUCUCCCAGAACGACUUCUAUAAUCAAAAGGCAAUGGCUGAUUUGCGCUAUCCCAUCGAAUGGUACCCCAGAACACGGGCAACGCCACGCAAAAUCAUAUGUCAUGUAGGGCCAACAAACUCCGGAAAGACGUACCAUGCGCUCAAGCGGUUGGAAGAAUCAGGCAACGGCGUGUACGCUGGGCCUUUGAGACUUCUUGCCCAUGAAGUGUAUACGCGAUUGAACGCAAAAUCACUCAACUGUAACCUGGUCACCGGAGAGGAGCGGAGAUCCCCCCCUGCCGGUGAUGCAGGCCUACUCUAUGCCUGCACGGUUGAAAUGGUUCCCCUCAACCACGAAUUUGAAGUGGCUGUGCUCGACGAAAUUCAGAUGAUAGGCGACGCGCAUCGUGGAUGGGCCUGGACACAAGCCCUGCUUGGCGUUCAGGCAAAAGAGAUCCACGUGUGCGGCGAGGAGCGGACAGUCCCUCUCCUCCGCGAGAUUGCCGCCAUGACGGGUGAUUCAUUUGAAGUCAACACAUAUAAACGCUUAACGACGCUGUCGAUGGAUACGGCGCCCUUUGGCACCGACUGGUCGAAACUCGAAAAAGGAGACUGUAUUGUUACCUUCACUGUGAAGGAUAUACAUUUACUGCGCACGAGGAUUGAGAAACAGACGAAGAAGAAGGUAGCUAUCGUCUACGGUGGCCUGCCUCCGGAGACUCGCGCUGCGCAAGCUCGACUGUUCAACGACCCGGACAGUGGGUAUGAUUUUUUAGUGGCUAGCGAUGCCAUUGGAAUGGGUCUUAACCUGAGCAUUAAGCGAAUCAUCUUUGAGACAACCACAAAAUUCAACGGUGUGGACAUGGUGCCGCUGACAAUUCCAGAGACCAAACAAAUUGCUGGCAGAGCGGGACGGUACCGGACUGCGGCACAAGAUAACGAGGCUGCUCGAAAGGAAAAGGAAGGGGGCGCAAACACUUCUGCUACCCCCAAAAAUGACUCGAAGGCCCCCAAGGAAGAACCUUCUGGCGGAAUCGUCACCGCGUUCCGCUACCAGGAUUUCAAAAGGAUCGCUAAAUGCCUGCAAACCGAUGCAGAAAUCAUCCGUGCAGCAGGGCUCUUCCCACCAAGCAGUAUCAUCGAGCGGUUCGCAAACUAUUUCCCGCCCGGUACGCCUUUCAGCUACAUCAUGGUACGCCUGCACGACAUAUCGCGCGUCCACACCCGAUUCCGCCUAUGUAGUCUCAAAGACCAGCUUACCAUUGCGGACGUUAUCCAUGGCGUAGAGGGUCUGAGUAUCAGCGACCGCAUCACCUUUACCGCGGCUCCGGCCAAUUUCAAAUCGCCGUCAGACAGGACAGCGUUGAUUAGCAUGGCGGAGUUUGUUGCGCAGCAGAAAGACGGUUCCCUUUUGAACAUUAAGGGUCUUCCUUUUGACAUAUUGGACCAGGAGCCAGAUGGGUCGCGGGAGUACCUUUUCGGUCUAGAACAACUGCACAGAGGAAUCAUUCUUUACCUCUGGCUAAGUUAUCGUUUUGCGGGCGUCUUCACGACGCGCAAUCUCGCUUUCCAUGCCAAGGCGGUCGUCGAGCAGGCCAUAGAAGACACGUUGGUUAGGUUUUCAACGGUCGCAGAGUACGAGAGACGCCUGCAAGCCAAAGAGGCUAGGGCACAGGCUCGAGAGAAAACAAGGCAGGAGUUCAAGGAGCGUUUACAAGCGAGAAAAGAAGAGGAUGCGAGGAGGGGUAGUGAGCAACUACAGGAGGAGGGCGAGGGGGAGGAGGAAGAAGAACGGGAGGAAGAGGACUACGGUCGGGAGAUUUUGGAUGGGGCCGAUGAAGGAAGUGUGGAUAUCUUGGAUGGAGCCGAAGAAGGAGCAGACAUCCGUCCCGUAAAGCACGAGGAACAGCCCGUGCCGAUCGCGGCGGAUGGUGCGGUCGAGGUCAAGGAGUUGGACUUGAAGGAGGGCGAAAACGAGAAGAGGCCCGAGGCAGAAGAGGAUGAGACCGAGGUGGAUGCAUCUGCUCUCGACAACCCGCUGGUGGAGUUUGACGAGACGGAAGAGGACCAGGUGCGGGAAGAAAAGGAAGAUGGCGAACAAAAAGAAGAAAAAGAAGCCAAGGGGCAGUAA
Messenger RNA from Aplosporella prunicola CBS 121167, 2163 nucleotides. RefSeq lists its product as uncharacterized. The record is from RefSeq and is a predicted model, not a curated record. Gene Ontology annotation, cellular component: mitochondrial degradosome. Gene Ontology annotation, molecular function: hydrolase activity, acting on acid anhydrides; RNA helicase activity; ATP binding. The coding region runs from base 1 to 2163 and encodes 720 amino acids. The transcript is spliced from 2 exons. Gene Ontology annotation, biological process: mitochondrial RNA 3'-end processing; RNA catabolic process. NCBI's taxonomy places the organism in Eukaryota, Fungi, Ascomycota, Dothideomycetes, Botryosphaeriales, Aplosporellaceae.